CUUUCCUGUCACACAGCAUGUGCAGACAUGGCUGCUGCAAACUAUCUACCAACUGAAGAUCAGUUCCUGUGCUCCAUCUGUCUGGAUGUGUUCACUGAUCCUGUCAGCACACCAUGUGGACACAACUUUUGCAAGAACUGCAUCAACAAACACUGGAAUACUAAUUAUGGGUACCUCUGUCCCUUGUGCAAAGAGGCUUUUACCAAAAGACCUGAUUUGAGGGUCAACACUUUGCUCUCUGAGAUGGUUGUUCAGUUCAGACAGUCAGCUCUGCAGGAAGCCAGAAGAUCAGUGUGCAAACCAGGAGAAGUUCCCUGUGACGUCUGCACAGGAACCAAACUGAAGGCCCUGAAGUCCUGCCUGGUGUGUCUGGUCUCCUACUGUGAGACUCACCUGGAGCCUCAUCUGACAGCUUCACGUCUGAAAAGACAUCAGCUGAUCGACGCUGUGGAGAACCUGGAAGGCAGGAUGUGUACGAAGCACGAUAAACCUCUGGAGCUGUUCUGUAGGACCGACCAGACGUGUGUCUGCAAGCUCUGCACUGUUUUAGAGCACAAGAUGCACGAAGUUGUUCCUCUGAAAGAAGGAUAUGAGGAAAAGAAGGCUGAGCUGUGGGAGAUAGAUGGUGAAAUUCAGCAGAUGAUCCAGAAGAGAGAGCUGAAGAUUCAGGAGAUCAAACAUUCAGUCGACCUCAGUGAGAAAGAUGCAGACAGAGAGAUAUCAGAAGGAGUUCAGGUCUUCACUGCUCUGAAGGAGGCUGUUGAGAGAGGCCAAGCCAAUUUCAUCGAAACAAUCAAAGAGAAGCAGAAAACAACUGAAAAACAGGCUGAAGGCUUCAUCAAGGAGCUGGAACAGGAAAUUUGUGAGCUGAAGAAGAGAAGCACUGAAGUGGAGCAGCUCAGAAGACCUCGGAAGCACACUGAAGACCCCCUCCAUCUUCUCCAGAGUGUCCAGUCCCUAAACACCCACCACCCACCACCCACCAAGGACUGGACAGAGGUCAGCGUCUGUCCAUCAUAUGAGGGGACUGUGGUGAGAGCUGUGGCUCAGCUGGAGGAAACACUCAGAGAAGAGAUGAAGAAGCUGCUCCCUGAUUUUGAGCUGAAGAGGGUCCAGCAGUUUGCAGUGGAUGUGACUCUUGAUCCUGAUACAGCACAUCCUGAACUGAUCCUGUCUGAUGAUGGGAAACAAUUGAAACAUGGGAAGGUUAAGAAGAAUCUGCCAGACAACCCAGAGAGAUUUUCUCGCUAUACUAAUGUUUUAGGAAAGCAGAGUUUCUCUUCAGGCAGAUUUUACUUUGAGGUUCAAGUUCAGGGAAAGACUGAAUGGGCCUUAGGAGUAGCCAGAGAGUCGAUCAACAGGAAGGGAGCAGUCACACUGAAGCCAAAUAAUGGUUUCUGGACUAUAUGGUUAAAUCAAAAUAGGUACAAAGCUCUUGCUGUCCCUCCAGUGCGUCUCUCUCUGAAGUUUCAGCCACAGAAGGUGGGGGUCUUUGUUGAUUUUGGAGAGUGUCUGGUCUCUUUUUAUGACGUAGAUGCUGCAGUUAUGAUCUACUCCUUUACUGGCUGCUCCUUCACUGAGAAACUCUUCCCAUACUUCAAUGCUGGUCUUAAUUAUGGCCCUAAAAACUCUGCACCUCUGAUCAUCUCUCCUGUCAGAGUAAACUAAUCACAUCACUUAUUUUACAUAUUGAUUUAUUUCUAUUACAGGGGACCAAUUACAUAUUUACUGACCUCACCUAAUACUUAACUGUGGUCAUUAAUUUACAUUCAAUUGCUCAGACUUUAUUUUAGGAAACACAUUAAUUUGAUGGAUGAUAGUGUCUGAAUGUGGGAUUCUGGAGGGAUUCAAGACCAAUUUUGAUCACUUUUUGAGUACAAAAAAAGUCAGAUUUGGUACCAAAUCUGUGUAACAAAUUGUAUCAACCCAAAAUGAUAAACUUAUGCCAAAUAAUAGAGCAUGCAAAUGGACUUAUUAUUCCCCAGUCAUAAUGUUCUGAACCUUUAUACUCUUUUAAACUUCAACCAAACACAUUUUUUAAAACUGAUUUAUGAUUUAUGAUUUAAGUUGACUGAGAGAGAGGAAGUGGGAUCGGUGCAUCUGUGACAAAGAGAACAAGGUUUCCCA
Molecule: messenger RNA, 2127 nt
Organism: Centropristis striata (black sea bass)
Lineage: Eukaryota; Metazoa; Chordata; Actinopteri; Perciformes; Serranidae
Product: E3 ubiquitin-protein ligase TRIM21-like
Exons: 1
Coding region: 28-1668 (546 amino acids)
Molecular function (GO): zinc ion binding; protein binding
Source: RefSeq, a predicted model, not a curated record